Messenger RNA from Nannizzia gypsea CBS 118893, 1131 nucleotides. RefSeq lists its product as hypothetical. Gene Ontology annotation, biological process: regulation of DNA-templated transcription. The transcript has 6 exons. Gene Ontology annotation, cellular component: nucleus. The record is from RefSeq and is a predicted model, not a curated record. NCBI's taxonomy places the organism in Eukaryota, Fungi, Ascomycota, Eurotiomycetes, Onygenales, Arthrodermataceae. The coding region runs from base 1 to 1131 and encodes 376 amino acids. Gene Ontology annotation, molecular function: RNA polymerase II cis-regulatory region sequence-specific DNA binding; DNA-binding transcription factor activity, RNA polymerase II-specific.
AUGGAACCUACUCGGCGGAUCAACAGAUGGACUCGAGACGAAGAUGCAAUUCUCCUUCGUGAGUUCAAUAAGCAAGAGACUGCAUCAAAUGACCCAACUAAGACCACUAAUUGGCAGAAGAUAGCCCUGUCGUUGCCAGGGAGGUCAAACAAGGACUGCCGGAAACGCUGGUUCAACGUGUUGAGUGGAGACCUCAGAAAAGGUCUCUGGACUCCCGAAGAAGACAGGCUGCUGGCUCAGGCUAUAGAGUCCGAAGGCAAGGUGUGGAUUCGGGUGGCACAUCAUAUCCCUCAUCGUACAGCAGAUCAAUGUGCUAAAAGAUGGCAGCAUGCCCUUGAUCCGGCGCUCGAUCGGUCUAAGUGGACUCAUUUAGAGAGCCAAUCUUUAUGGAAUGCGGUUCAGACGCAUGGACGUUGCUGGCUGCGCAUUCGAAAUGAACUCUUUCCGUCUCGGUCUCCCAACGCUCUCAAGAACCAUUACACGUUUCUUUCCCGUAAUGUUGGCAGGACUUGCAUGAGUUCUCCAGAGCCAUCUCAUAUCAAUAGCAACCCAUACCCCUACUUUAAUAACGAGGGAAUGGUGCACCACGAUCCAAAGAUGCCGAUAUAUGAUGAAACAGACUCAAUCAGCGAAACUAGACAACUGGAUACCCCUUCUGGAACUGUCAGCCCGUUCCCUACCGCUCACGAAGACAUGCUCAUGACAGCGUACGACCUAUCUAGUUUUGACUUUAGCUUUGAUGAGCAGCAAUUUAAGACCGUGACUGGGGAGCCUGGUAUGCCAAAUUGUACUGGUGAUGACGCGCUUUGGCAGCAGGGGUCUGCUGCAGAUUUCUUGCUUGGUAUAGACUCUCCGCCAGGCCAUAACAGAGAUCAUUGCGGUGGAGCAAUUCCAGGAAACUCGUUAAGAUCGCAUGUCUUGGAUGAUCAACUUGGGGUAGAGCAGCCGGGGGUUGGUAUCAGUCCAGUGGGAGGAUUGCAGCCCAUCAAUGGCACGUUCCAGAACCGUUCUGUUAUGACAGUGACUGUCGCUGAUCCAGGGCCAGAGUUAGUGAAUGAUUUUGUUCGUGUCUUGCUGAACCAUCAGCAAGAAGUGUCCAUAGACUUUAGAGAUAUAGACGGGAACCAAUAG